Mesorhabditis spiculigera is the source of this 972-nucleotide messenger RNA. The record is from the annotation of a GenBank genome assembly. Lineage: Eukaryota; Metazoa; Nematoda; Chromadorea; Rhabditida; Rhabditidae.
AUGAACAAAUCGACCCACGGGCCCAGCGUCAGCUUUUUGCCUGAUGAUUCCGGCUGCGUUAUUUGUGAGGGCCCCGCCCACGGCUUCCAUUUCGGUGUGCCCGCCUGCCGAGCUUGUGCCGCGUUCUUUCGAAGGAGCUACGUCCUUGGCCGAGACUACAAAUGCAGGAAACAAACCGGUCGCUGUAAUAUUUCCAAAGAUACUCGAUACCUCUGCCGUGGCUGUCGGCUGGAAAAGUGUAUCCGGUUGGGGAUGACGCCUGAAAACGUGCAAUACGACAAGGAAACGGCGCCAGCGCCCCCAAAAAUGCGCCCACAAAAGGAUCAAACAAGGCCGGAGAAGCCCCCGGAAUUACCGGAGACUUCCGGAACCCCGGAGAAGCACUCCACGCCCUACUAUGCAAAAGAGGACCCACCGGAAGUUAAGGCUAAAACCUGCGCGGAAGUGGAUCGAAGGACCAAGCGAGUUGAGGAGAUUUUGAACGCAAAGCCGCCCUCCCUGGAUACCCCAUUCCACUUGACGGCUCUCCAGAAGAUGUUGAUCGCGACGCAAAAGUUGCGCACCAACAUCAACCCCAAUCCGACGGUGAUGACACAAAUCACCCUCCCCAACGGAUUCCAUCGAUAUUGGGAGAGAAUGAUGGAAGGCUGGGCAAAGUGGAUGAUGCAUUGCGAUGAGUUCGCGCAGUUGGACCUCGAUCAGAAGAGACUCAUCCUCAAAAACACGUGGUCCUCCCGCACUCGCCUCGACAGAAUCUCAAUUUCCAUUGAUGCCUUUGGUGAGGAGGCAGUCACGAAAAGGAAAUGCUACACGACAAAAGAUCACUGUAUCACACGGGAUACGGUAUUCGACACAUCCGCAGUCAGUACCCUCGAUUAUCAAGAGCUGUGCAGCUCGGUGGCUCCAGUUGUUGAGCAGCUAUUCGAAGAGGUGGCACGCCCAUAUCUCAACCUAAAAGUCACACAAUUUGAG